Molecule: messenger RNA, 8887 nt
Organism: Patiria miniata (bat star)
Lineage: Eukaryota; Metazoa; Echinodermata; Asteroidea; Valvatida; Asterinidae
Product: NLR family CARD domain-containing protein 4-like
Exons: 5
Coding region: 204-3719 (1171 amino acids)
Source: RefSeq, a predicted model, not a curated record
CCCUCUAUUGCACUGAGGUCAAUGACCAACACCAGGAAAUAAAUCUGACGGCUCAUCAAGUGAUCAACAAGAUUCUCGGCCGGCCCGCUAAAGAUAUUGAUUGUGCAGUCUUUUGGGUUGUUGAUGGGUACGUGUCCAGAGCCAGAUGCAUGUAUCUGUUGCAUUAAAGGACUUCCAAUUGUGGGCCGGUGAUCCAAAGAACCAUGGAUGCACAAUCUGAAGCAGCCUGCCAACGGCCUGAUGACCCUACCACCAUGCAACGAUCUGCAGCAGCCAGCAAAGAAACUGAUGUCCCUACCACGAUGCAACAAUCUGAAGCAGCCUGUCAACGGACUGAUGUCCCCACCACAAUGCAACAAUAUGAAGCAACGUACCAACGGACUAAUGUCCCCACCACGAUGCAACAAUCUGCAGCAGCCUACCAAUGGACUGAUGACAUCCCUUCCAUGAUGCCACAAUCUGCAGCAGCCUACCAAUGGACUGAUGACAUCCUUCCCAUGAUGCAACAAUCUGCAGCAGCCUACCAAUGGACUGAUGACAUCCUUCCCAUGAUGCAACAAUCUGCAGCAGCCUACCAACGGACUGAUGACAUCCUUCCCAUGAUGCAACAAUCUGCAGCAGCCUACCAACGGAUUUAUACCCCUACCACUAUGCAACAGGAGGCUCAGGUACCUGCUGCAUUAGAUUCCCCACAACGAACUGGAACCAUCGGAAACAGCGGCACAAUCAGUGGCAGCAACAACCCUGUUAUUGUUGGUUCAAAUGUUGGUUCAAUCAAUUACACCUUCCUGUUGGAGGGACCUGGAUGCAGCGCCCCCAAAAAGAUGAAGCUUGACAGUUCAGCCCAAGAUGCCGCUGAUUUCUGUGAAGGUGAACUGAAGUCAUACUACAGGAGGAAAGGUAGCUUUGUUAAGUUGAUUCCAUGGGUGGGUGAUGACAGGAAACACAUAAAGAAAAUCUACACAAAAUUACAGUUAAUACUUGGUAAGGACAGAGUCAAGCUGGCAUCAUAUGACGAUAUAUUACAACGUGAGACAGAAGAGGGAGAUCUGAUCCUAAUAGCUGUUUUAACUGGGUUAGCUGGUAGAGGAAAGACCACACUUUUUAACAAAAUUGCAUAUGAUUGGGCAGUUGGUUCUAGUCGGGUACUACGGAAGUACAAACUUGUCUUCCUGUUGAAAAUGCACGCACUGGAGCAGAGUUCAGAUCUUGUCGAUGCAGUUUUUGACCAACUCUUGGCUAAAGAUGUAAGUAUUGAAAGAGGUGCCCUGGACAUGUUUAUCAAGAACAGUCCUGGAAAAGUCCUUGUUUUACUAGAUGGCUUUGAUGAGCUCAUGACCACCACCUUGUGUGAUUCUUCAUUUGGUUCCAUCCUGGAGAUCCUUAAUGGAAAGAAGUUGAGGGGUUGUACUGUACUUGUAAGCACCCGCCCCUCACAUGUUGACAGACUUGUAUCAGAGAAACUGGUUCAGGACCCAUUCACACAUGUCGAGGUCAUGGGUUUCAGUUGGAAAAAUGUCAUCGAGUAUGUUAAUAAUUUUUUUGUUGGUGAACCUGACAAGGCCAAGGGGCUUCUUGAAAAGAUUAGAUCGUCAGGCCUUUUGAUUGACUUAGCUGCGAGCCCAAUGCUUCUUCUUGUGAUGUGUGUACUAUGGCAAGAAAAGUGUACACUCCCAGAAACAAUGUCACUUCUGUAUCAUGAUGGAUUUUCAUAUAUCUUCCGAAGAAAAGGAUUGGACUCACAAGAUGAAGCAGCAAAAGUUGUGAUUGAAAUUGGCAAGGUUGCGUUGCAUGGUCUUCUUUCUCCAGAUCAGUCACUCUCUUUCAAAGAAAGUGACUUUGAGCCGAGUGUGCUUGAGCUGGCUCUGAAAGCAGGUAUUCUGACCAGCCAGAGAGUCCGCAAGAGACUGCAGAGUCACAACAGUGUUCAGUUUUUUCACAAGACAUUCCAGGAGUUCUCUGCUGCUGCUUACUUGCAAAGCUUGUUAGAAGCAGACCCAGAAGAAUUUCAGAAGAUUUUGAAUGAAAUUAUGUCAAAGGGUGCAAAGAGGUUUGAGUAUCUUCUGCGCUUUUGUUGUGGUGACAAUAAGGCAUGUACAUAUGAGAUUAUGAAGGUAUUUCAGGUGAGGUGUGGGGAGGAGUUGUCCUUCAAGUCAUCCUCACAGAUGGGUCAGUUGGCUCUGCAUUGUUUCUUUGAAGGCCAAUCGAAGCAUUUGCCUCCAGAGGAAUUCAUACAUUCAUUCAUAACUGAUGAAAUCUCCAUUAGAGACCUUGACAGGGAUAAUCUGAACUCAGUCAUACACUUUCUGAAAUGUGUUGCUGAACAGACAAAAAACAGUGGCAACACAUACCUUGCUAAGGUAAAGAAAUUAUUUGUAAACGUUGAUAGAUGGAUAUGGUUUAUUGGCAUGAUUGAGGAGUUAGCUGUUACCAUGUGUGCAAUGACAAACCUUAAUGCUGUACAUUUCUUGUUUUGCCUACCAUUGACUGGUAGCAACAUGGCAGAUAUUGCUAAGUCGCUCAAGGACCUAACCAACUUGCAUGAAUUUUAUAUUCAUUGUAGUGAUAACCUGGGUGGUACAGCAGCAUUAUGGUGCAUGCAUUUGAAGCAGUUGAAAUCUCUCAAGAAGCUGCACUUGAGUGCCUGCAGUUUGAAUGGCCAGGACAUAACACUUAUUGCUGAGUCACUUAUUGAUUUACCUAACUUCAGUGAAUUGACCCUUUUUAGUAAUAACCUGGGUGGAACAGUAGCAUCAUGGUGCAUGCAUCUAAAGCAGAUGAGGACCCUCACUAAUCUGGACUUGAGCAACUGCUCAUUGAAUAGACAGGACAUCAAACAUGUUGGGGAGUCAGUCAGGGAUCUACCCAACUUGGUUGAAUUGAAUGUUUCAUAUCAUGGCCUGAGUGGUAGAGCAGCAUUACGGUACAUGCAAUUAAAGCAGCUGAAGACCCUUACAAAGCUGGGCUUGUAUAAAUGCUCAUUGAAUGGACAGGACAUCAAACAUAUUGCUGAGUCACUUCCCAACUUGGUCGAAUUGGAUCUUUCUGAUAAUGAGCUGUGUGGUACAGCAACAUUGUGGUGCGCACAAUUAAAGCAGCUGAAGACCCUUACAAAGUUGGGCUUGCGUAGAUGCUCACUGAAUGGACAGGACAUGAAAGAUAUUGCUGACUCACUCAGGGAACUUCCCAACUUGGGAGAAUUGGAUCUUUCUGUUAAUCACCUGGGUGGUACAGCAGCAUUGUGGUGCAUGCAUUUGAAGCAGUUCAAGUCCCUCAGGAAGCUGGUCUUGAAUGGCUGCUCAUUGAAUGGACAAGACAUGAAACAUGUUGCUGAGUCACUUGGGGAUCUACCCAACUUGGUUGAUUUGGAUCUUUCUUGGAAUACCCUGAGUGGUACAGCAGCAUUAUGGCACAAACAUCUAAACCAGUUGAAGUCCCUUACAGAGCUAGACUUGGGUGGCUGCUCAUUGAAUGGACAGGACAUCAAACAUGUUGCUGAGUCACUCGUGGAUCUACCCAGCUUGGGUCACUUGAGUCUUUAUCAAAAUGACCUGCGUGGCACAGCAGCAUUGUGGUGCAUGGAGGUAAAGCAGCUGCUGCACCUUCAGAGGCUGAACCUCAGAAUCUGUAGCCUGACAGAGGAUGACAAGAACCAUAUUGAUGAGUCACUCAGUGACCUAAGGAAGAAUGGAUUAGACCUUGACAUGGAGAUUCAAUAAUUGCUGUGGGAAGGAAUGCAUGUAAUUUUAACUGCCUAUUCAUUGCACCAUCAAAACCAUGUGAAUGUCAGUAAGAUACAUAACCUAUAUGAGUAACAAUAUCUUCCACCUACUUUGGUUUUGAAUAAUAUAAACUAUGCCAAAGCUUUUUCAUGAGCUUUUUUUUGGUUAGGCAGUUAGAGGGAAGAUCUAAAACCUAGCUAGAAGCAAAAUUGUAACAGGAGUGAUUUGAGUUAAGCCAGAGAUUUCCUCAGUGGCAUACUUUUGGCUCCUUCAUUGCAAUUGGAACCGUUCUUUCUAUUAAGCUGCACAUAUCACUGCACAGUGACAGUUAAAGAUAUGAAGCAUAGAUGACAUUGUAGUAGGUGUCGCACUGAUAGGCAGGACUUCUGCCUAAAUUGGUCGGACUGCAGAAUCUUUACUUUCAUUAACACAAGACAUUGGUGACUCAGCAACAUCAUGCAAGUCAAGUACACAUCUAUCAGUCAACUGUUUAAUGUUGUCACCCAUUUCAAAGCUAGAAAGGUGAAUUUCUGAUUGUAACAUUCUGUUUUUAAUCUGACAUUGUCUUCAUGAGGUGAUUUUGCAUUUUAAAAACCAGGGUCUUUUCAAACCAGGAUUUUGUUGCUUUUAUUUUACACAUCCCACUGUAACAUACAAUUGUUGCCUGUUGUGAUGGGGUCCAUGGUGUUUUGUACACCCGAGAGUCGCCUCGGAUUCCAUUUGCACCCGAAGGUGUACAAAACCCAUGGAACGCAGGCAACAAUUGUUUUGUCAUACCACGGUAAUAGAUUCCAGCCGUCUGAAAUUGUGGGUUUCCUUCAGUUGCCGUGCAUUAAUCAUGGAAGUAUUGAAAAGAUCGGCGAUUACUGCACUGUGAAUAUUCACACAGAAUAUUGUGUUCAUUGCAGGAACACACAUUAAUUUACCUUUUCCAGAAUAGACCAAUCCAUCAAUCCCUGCCCCGUUAUGUACCAAUCACAGCUGCGACCAUAGUCUAUGUGCGUCUAUCGGACAUAAUGCGCGCGCAUUCAUCUGACAUGUGUACGCCCAUGUGCGCGCUGUCUGAUGCCUCUUACUCGGGCUAUUUCUAUCACGUGCACGGUUCUCGACCAAUUAAAAAUCACAAUCUAUUACCGUAGUAUAACAAUAUCUGGUUAAUCCCUUCAGGCAAUAUGCAACACUACAGGUGGUCAGUCCAAUGCUUGGGCACAAGUAUACACCAUGCAUGCACACAACACAGGGACACAAUAAUGUAGGAAUCUGUUGUUCAUGCACCAUUUUCUUUGAUUAAAAGAAUAAUAGAUGGUUUCAUUACUAGACAUAACAAAUUUUACACUGGAUGUUACAUUUAUUGAAAUUCUGUGUGCAUUUAGGUCAAUCAAGAAGGGUUGAUGUCAAUCAGUCAAGUGAUGAUAAUUGUUUCCUGCUGGUGGUGGCUAGUCAACUGUAAUAAUCUCCCCCAAGGCGAUUUCAAGUUGAGUUAAGAGAGCAGUGAAAUCCUGGAACCAAAACCAAAUAUAUACUUGGGUAUUCUCUUAAAAGAAGGUAUCACAGCAUGGGGAAGAUGUCAGUAUGUGAAGGGAUGUUUCCUAGCUUUCACAUUUCUCUGAGUGUUUCCUAUACUUUCUGUUUCCCUGAGGGACGGGUGGGACCGGAGUUCCAACCGUCUACCGCCCUCUAACUUAACAGGUUGUGUUAUAAAAUCACCAGCUGUGAUGAGGGAAUCUUUCAUUGAAGUUAUCAUUUGAGUGUUUCUUACACUUUGUGUUUCACAUGGGAAAGUGAGUUCCAGUCAUCUACCACCCAUUGACUGACACACACUUCCUAUCAGUUUGAGGGAUUAUUUCUGUGAACAUGCAUUGGCUUGUUUAUGAUGAUUUGUGUUUCCCCUGGGGGAGUGAGUCCCAGUCAUCUACCGCCCUCUGACUGAACACAUUCUGCCUAUCAGCUGUGAUAUGAGUGGGUCUUUCCUUGAACAUGCCUCUGUCUAUCUCUGCUGGUUUGUGUUUCUCCUAAGGGAGUGACUUCACCCUCUGACAACACAUAGUGCCUAUCAGCUCUCACUGUUUCUUCUGCUGUGUUUCUUUCCUGUACUACCUCUCAUACAUUUGAAGAUCUAAUGCACUGACUCCAAGCCAAUUCAAUCACCCUCAUCAACUGAAAGUCAACAUUCCUUUGUCCCCUUAAUGUCUCCCCGGCCCAUACAGAAAGUCCCUUGGCCUUGUCAGGUUUGAAACCUUAGCUGCAUCAACUGACUUGAACUGUCUGCUCAGAUUAAUCAUUACAGUCAAAUUUGGACCUUCCCACAUUGAUGGGGAAAUAUCCAGCACAAAGUGCUGGUUAGCGGUGACAUUUUGUGAGUCUCAUUGUCAAGUUCUGUGAAAACACUUGUAAAGAUCUGCCCAAGCAAAUGAUUUCUGUAUUGGAUAGUAACUGCACCUUGCACAUUGUACCAAGGGGCACUGCGAACAAUGUUGGUAAUUUGUUCAAAUGCUAGUUACCCAGGAUAUUUUUCAGAGAGGGAGAUAUUUGCAAGGACUAUCUGUAGUCUGUGAAUAAUGAGGAUCCUUAUCUCUGUAUUCCAGUAACUUGACUGUGACAGAUGUAACAGUUGUCAUUACAUGUAGUGUGGUCAUUACUCUAUGGUAUGAUGAUUGGGGAUAACAUGUACAUGCAGAAAUACAACCAGCCAUUCUCAUUAACUGUAAUAAUUGUACAUUACAUGAUAAAUUGUUUGUAAAUAUGCAGAGGUAAUUUAUAUUUUUAUAUUUUUGCUAUUUUUGUAUCACUUGUUAAAUGAAUAUUGCUGCAAAUUGCCUACUGACCUGAUUGACCUGCAGUGUACAAUCAUUUCUGUAAACAUUUCUGAAAUACCUGUGUUUGUAAGUAUUAAUUUUCGUCGUCUGUUUCGCCAAUGCACUUUUCUUAUGAGUGUUACUGUGCUGAACAUUAUUUAAUAAUUUGUAAUGUAUGCAGGGCCCCAAUGGAAGUUUUUUUCCACACCCUGGGUAUAAAGAAAUGGAACAAAGAAAUAAAAGAAAUCAAGUGAGAUGGCUUGACUUUUCAAUCCUAGUAGGGUCUGUCUCAAAUGCAAACAAAACUAUGUAAAUAUUGGAUAUUGCUCAUCUGAAGAUUGGGCAAAGUGAGCCAGAUUGUUCUAUUUUCAUAACUUCUUUUCUGUAUUAAUAUAUAGCCUGAUGUACCUUUUAUAACAGCCAACUUGCCUUGCUUUUGUACCAAGUCGUAAGAAUCAUGCAACUUGCCAUCAUUGGAUCCAGUACAACUCAGAUUUGUUAUCUUUUUAAUAUCAAGAAUCACAUAUUGCAUGAUGUACAUUGUAUAGUGUUUACAAUGGGUCAGAUGUUUGUUAUUGCCAGAUGAAUGUUGCCUUUAUUAUGCACUGAAUGCCCGCAUCAUUAGCGUAAUGCUGACAUAUAGCAAUGUGGGUUUUUAUCUUUGUCUUCUGUCACACACAAUAAAGCAAGGCAUUUGAGUUAAUAUGAUACACAAGGUAUUUAAUCAAAUCAAUAGAAUUCUUAGUUGUUGCUGUCAAUGUAAAUCUCUGAUUAAAAAAAGGUCACACAAAGUUUAAUAUUACACAAUAUAAAUUUGAAUUUUUCUCAUGUACGUUUUAUGUGAUUGAGACAGCCAACACAGAUUUGAUCCAAUCUAUCAAAAUGGGAUCCUUUGCUGUUAUGUUUUGGUAAUAAUAUUCAUAAAGGUGUGAAAAUGAUACCUCAAAGGGUUCUUUUUUUUUAUAUGUUUGACAGUAUAACAUUGUUUUACUACUAAAGAUUGUUUGUUACUUCCUUGCCUCAAUACUCAAGAAAGAUUUUCUGGAGUCAUGAUUUUUCACAAAAGACAGUACAGUGUACUGAAACUUCCUUAUUAGCUGUUUCUUAGCUGUAUCGAUCGAUAUGUUUCCCGUAAAAGUCAAGCUGCAUGCUGGGUAAUUCCAUGAGAAUGUGGAUAUGGCUGAAAAAUGGAAAAUUUAAGAAAUCUUCAAAUGACAAGUACCAUAAUCUCAAAUGUGGUGUAAAAUUAAAAGAGACAAACAUGAACCUUUGUUUGAAUGAUUUUCCAGUAAAAUAGAAUAUGGUUAAGUGUAUUUGUUUCCACAAAUUGGUAUUCUGCCGAAAAAUAACGAUUUAAGGUCGUCCUUUUUGCACCGGGUUACAUGGAAAUGCAAGAAUUGUUGUGACUUUAUGUUUUUAAGGAAGAGAGCAAGGUUCAUAAUUAUUCUGUGCCAUAAGAGUUUUGUGGUUCGAUUAUUAGUUACUUGAAUGUUUAAACUUAAUUGUACCAAAGAUGAGCAGACAAACUGUAACGUGAGUACCAUAACGCGAGUUUCCAAAAUAUAUCUCUCGGCCUCAGGAAAUUUACUAUUGCUUUUUUAAUAAUUAUUACGGUAGAAUAUGACUUAUAUGUACCCUAAUGAUGUAAGCGCACUUUCCCUAUCAUUGCACAUUGUGUAUAAAACUUUAAAAUGCUUGGUAUUUAAUUUAUGUCCUGUACUUUCCCCAUCAUUGCACAUCAUGUGUGAAACUUUAAAAUGCUUGGUAUUUAAUUUUUGUCCAUGUUCUUUUUUUCGUAACUUGAGUUUAUUAUACCAAUCCAAAACUUAUUGCCAAACCAAUAGAAGUUCAGUUUGCUGGCCUUUUUUGACGCAGUUAAGUCACUUAAUUACAAGGGAUCUUCUGUGAGAAAAAUUCACUCUUAAUGCUUCGACUCGAUAGAAAAACCGAACACAGAUAAGACCCGCUCCAAAUGUAACAUCACUUACCAUGGAAUUGCCCUGCUUGUUUCCAGCUUGUUUAUUCUCUGUGAAAGAACUUUGAGGAGCUCAUCUAAAAGAGAAUCUAUGAUUUUACAUCCAUCAGCUAUGGUCAAGGAGAUUACGCAUUUGUUUUAAAAUUUAACGCCAUUUUGUUACCUUUUGGAAUCACAUCCUCACGAUAUCUCCUGGCUGCCCAAAGUCAGUUUCGACAGGUUUUUUUAUGUAGUUAAACCAAACUUCAUAAAUUAAAAAAGGGAAAAGUGAAAUUUAGGGUCAUUAGCUGUCAUACUGUUUUUAUUUGUUAAAGUUUCAUAAUUGUGGAAACUGUUCCCUUUUUCUGGAAUGGACAUAUCACGUUUUGCAAAUAAAAUCUUCACAUCAUGAUCAA